Peronospora matthiolae is the source of this 3630-nucleotide messenger RNA. The record is from the annotation of a GenBank genome assembly. Lineage: Eukaryota; Oomycota; Peronosporomycetes; Peronosporales; Peronosporaceae.
AUGAUGAGUACCAAGCGCGCCGAAGUCCUCCUAGGAAGUGGAAAUUAUUUCCAUUGGGAGUUCAAUAUGAGGAUGUCGCUCGCCAGAAAAGGACUGCUGGCGCACGUGGAGGUGGUCAAGGCGGAGAGUGAGAUAACGGAAGCUUGGUUAGUAAAUGACGCAAAGGCUCUCGGCAUCAUCGCGCAGGGUGUGGAACUACAACACCAGACAAAGAUCCGUUCGUCGACGCGUGCUAUUCAAGCGUGGGUAACACUUAGGGAGUUCUACAAUCGCACUACACUCCACAAUCGGGUCACGAUGACACGGCGCCUCCACGAAUUCAAGAUGGAUGCUGGAACGGCCAUAACAAAGCAUUUGGACGCUUUCGACGAGCUCGUUGUCGGUCUUCAGACGCUUGGAGAGCCCGUCGACGAGGCACGGCAGCUAGUAGUGCUGCUGAGCAGCCUUCCAGCCGAAAACGAGCUGAUAUCGUCGAUCAUCGAGAACGUCAAGGACAUCACGCUCAUCGAGGUGAAAGAGAAGCUGUUGAAGGAGUGUGAACGGUUGGAGAAGAAAGACACGACUUCGGAACGAGCAUUUAAGGUCAACGCUGGACGUUUCAAGGGCAACAAGAGGAGUGGUCGCAAGUGGAGCGAUCAGAAGAAGAACUCUAGUGGUUUCCAAGGCAAGUGUUUCAAGUGCAACAAAGUUGGGCACAUGAAGCGGGACUGUCAAGAGGGAACAACAGACGGCGAUGCGGUAUUUGUUGUGAGCACAGAACGUGUAAACGGAUGGUUGAUCGACAGCGGCGCGACCGCCCACAUGACCCCGCACCGUUCCGAUCUGUUCGAGUAUGAGAACGUGAAUGGUGGCAUCGAAGUAACAAUCGCUGACGGAAAGAAGCUGCAGGUCACUGGACGUGGUACGGUACGCUUGCUUGGACUGGACGGUAAACGGAUUAAGAUGGUUGAAGUUCUUCACAUACCGGGCCUCGAUCGGCGUCUGUUGUCAGUGGGGAAGCUCGCGGAUCGUGGACUGAACGUGGGGUUUCAACGUUCCUCAUGUGUUAUAUGGGGAGCGGCUAGCGCAAUUGCGAAGGGUAAGAAGAUCGGCAAGGCUUACAUGUUAGACUGUGAACAAGAAGAAGCUCGGUUCGUCCAGUACGCCGGGGCUGACAGCAAGUGGGAGCUUUGGCACGCUCGCCUGGGGCAUCCCAACCAGGAUGCUCUGGAUAAGACAAGGCAUGCCACGAACGGUAUUCCGGCUGUUGGUCAACCGCCCCAGUCUUUGUGCGGCGGAUGCAUGAAGGGGAAGCAAACGGUGGCUAAAUUUCCGCAUUGUUCCAGCUCGAAGACGUCGCGCGUUCUUGAGCUCGUCCACACGGAUAUGAUGGGACCAAUGAAUAAUCCUUCGAAAGGUGGUGCCAAGUAUGUCCUGACGUUCGUGGACGACUACUCGCGCUACGUUGUGGCCUAUUUCUUGAAAAAGAAGAGCGAGGUGGCUAUUAAGCUUAGAGAGUUCAUGACGUUCUAUGAGAAUCAACGGGGAGAGCGCAUGAAGUGUUUACGAUCGGAUAACGGAACGGAGUUUGUCAACCAAGAGAUGACGAAGAUAUGUAUGCUGAACGGUAUCGUGCACCAACGGACUGUCCCGUAUAGCCCUCAGCAGAAUGGAGUGGCAGAACGGAUGAACCGAACUAUCAUGGAGAGAUCUCGAAGUAUGCUAUACUACAAGGGCGUUCCAAUGGAGUGGUGGGCUGAAGCAGUUAGUACUGCGCUAGGUUUCAAAGUGAAACCUACGCUAGAUCACCUACGCGUAUUUGGUUCUCGCGGGUACGCUCACAUUGACGAAGCGAAGAGGACGAAGCUUGAACCUAAGAGCUUUAGAUGUCUGCUGCUCGGAUACCCAGAAAACGUCAAUGGUUACCGUGUCUAUGACUUGGACGCUUCCAAGGUCAAAGUUUCUCGCUCGGUGAAAUUGGACGAGCGUGAGGUAGAUGGUAUUUACGAUACACUACCUGCUCAGAUCGAAACAGUUAUUCAUGUUAGCACAGACGCCGAUGAUGAAGUCACGCUCGCACCAGUGGAACUUCAACCCGUCGAAGCGGAACCCAUGGAAGGCGUUGAGAACGACGCACCGGAUGUAGAGAUGGAGAGCAUGCAACCGAUACAGGACGCUAUACCGCCGCUGCUGAUGCCACAAGAACGGUCAGCUCCCACUGGAUUUGAGUUGGAACCGUACUGUGGACCACCGACUAUCUUCGAGGACGAUCAAGUGGUGUUCCAUACCCCUAGAGACCGUUUUAGAAGUUCCCGGGAACCAGUCUUCCUUCUUGAAGAGGGAACAAACGCAGAGGAAGAAUGGAAGUCGGAAGGAAGAGAUGGACCGUCCUAUCCGAAGCGUGCCAGGAUCGAUGAAGACGGCCUUAUUGCUGAAGCCAUCCUCACGUACGCAGCAAUCAUUGACACAGUGGAUCUUCCUACAACAUACGCUCAGAACUAUGUGUGCCAGCUGAACAAGGCCAUCUAUGGACUGAAGCAAGCUGCAAGUGCCUGGAACAAGACCAUUCAUCGGGUAUUUCUUGGGUACGGAUUCAAGAGCUGUGGUGCGGACCAGUGCGUCUAUGUCAAGCGUUCCAAGAGCAAUUUCAUUUACGUCUGUCUUUACGCAGAUGAUAUGAUCAUUGCGGCGAAGACUAGUGAUGAAAUUGAUGACGUGAAAAACGCACUCAAGAGUGUCUUUAAGAUGAAGGAGCUUGGACCGGCGAAAUUUAUCCUGGGAAUGGAGAUCGACCAUAACAUGACUGCUGGAACGCUUAUGAUUAAGCAAACGCGAUACAUCGAUGAUGUGGCGAAACGGUUCGGGCAAGAGAACGCUAAGUCGGUUGACAACCCGUGUGCAACUGGUCUUAAGUUGUCAAAGUCGCAAUCGCCAGCAACGGAUGAAGAGCGAAGAAAGAUGCAAUCGAGACCGUACCGCUCCUUAAUUGGAUGCCUACUGUAUAUCACGACGUGUACUCGCCCGGACAUUUCAUUCGUGGUAACGCAACUUUCUCGUUUCCUGGAGAAUCCCGGGGCGCAGCAUUGGAACGCUGCUAUACGUGUUCUACGCUACUUAAAGACGACUCGCCAGCACGGGAUCAUCUACAGAGGUGGUACUGGCAGCGUCACAGCUGAAGCCUACUCGGAUGCGGACUGGGGUUCCAACCUCGACGACAGGCGUUCUGUCUCGGGGGUUAUGAUCAUGAUUGGGAACGCUCCGGUGGUGUUCAAAUCUAAGUUCCAACGAACGGUUGCCCUCAGCUCAGCGGAAGCUGAGUAUAUGGCUUUAAGCCUAUGCGUUCAGGAAGUGCUAUGGACGCGUGCGAUACUGACGGACAUGGGAAUGGUACAAAUGAACGCUACCCAGAUAUGGGAGGACAAUCAAGGAGCGAUUGCUUUGGCCCAAAACGCUGGUUAUCAUGCUCGGACCAAGCAUGUGGACAUCCGUCAUCACUUCAUCAGAGAGACGAUCGAAGACGGGACGGUUGCGGUAGCGUAUGUGGACACCAAACAUCAAUUGGCCGACAUACUGACCAAGGCGCUAGGAUCCAAGACGUUCAAGUUCCUGCGCGAUGCAAACAGUAUCCAGUGCAAAGAAACCAAGCAGUAG